Messenger RNA from Paramecium octaurelia, 233 nucleotides. Lineage: Eukaryota; Ciliophora; Oligohymenophorea; Peniculida; Parameciidae. The record is from the annotation of a GenBank genome assembly.
AUGCAUUAAAAGCAUAUGCUGCAGAGAAUGUAUAAAUUGGAUAUUGCUAAUUAUCUAUUAUUGAAUUAUAGGUACUCAGAGAAGUAAAUAAUUCAAAUAAUUCGAGGAUGCUUUUUGGUUUCUAUGUCAUUUAUUUGAGACUCUUGGGCCUCUAAUUAAUAUCAUCAUUUAUUUUCUGCAUUAGUGGUGGUGAAAUAAUAUUGUAAAUUCUACUAAAGAAAAACCUUAUUUGA